This is a messenger RNA of Lipotes vexillifer (Yangtze River dolphin), 909 nucleotides long. It is a transcript of the gene ALKBH6, whose product is annotated as alkB homolog 6, nucleotide demethylase. The coding region runs from base 149 to 892 and encodes 247 amino acids. The transcript is spliced from 8 exons. Gene Ontology annotation, cellular component: nucleus. The record is from RefSeq and is a predicted model, not a curated record. NCBI's taxonomy places the organism in Eukaryota, Metazoa, Chordata, Mammalia, Artiodactyla, Lipotidae.
UGGGUAGGAAGUGGCUGGGAAGGGAAUGGGGGUGUUGAAUUUGGAUUUUGGAGGGGUCACUGGUGGACGGGGUGCAUUGUGUGGCUUUUGAGAUGCUGAGGACAUCUAGGUUUUCGGAACCAAGUGGGUUUCACUAGAGGGCUGAGGAAUGACCGGGUACACGGACUUGAUGUCAAUGGAGGAUCAGGACGCCAGGGUUCCAGCUCUGGAACCAUUCAGGGUGGAGCAGGCACCACCUGUAAUCUACUAUGUCCCUGACUUCGUCUCCAAGGAAGAGGAGGAGUAUUUGCUUCGACAGGUCUUCAAUGCCCCAAAACCAAAGUGGACCCAGCUCUCCGGGAGGAAGUUACAGAACUGGGGUGGGCUCCCCCAUCCCCGGGGGAUGGUUCCUGAGCGGCUGCCGCCGUGGCUCCAGCGUUACGUGGACAAAGUAUCUGACCUCAGCCUUUUUGGGGGUCUCCCAGCCAACCACGUCCUUGUGAACCAGUAUCUGCCUGGGGAGGGCAUCAUGCCCCACGAGGAUGGGCCACUGUACUACCCGACUGUCAGCACCAUCAGCUUGGGCUCCCACACCAUGCUGGACCUCUACGAGCCUCGGCAGCCAGAGGAUGAUGACCCUACAGAGCAGACCCGGCCCCCGCCCCGGCCGGCCACCUCGCUGUUGCUUGAACCGCGCAGCCUGCUGGUGCUCCGUGGCACCGCCUACACGCGCCUCCUCCACGGCAUCGCAGCCGCCAGCGUAGACGCGCUCGACGCCGCCUCCCUGCCGCGCAACGCAGCCGCCUGCCCCUCGGCGCAGGCUGGAGCCCGCCUGGUCCGCGGCACCCGCGUCUCGCUGACCAUCCGCCGCGUACCUCGCGUGCUGCGCGCUGGCCUCCUGCUCAGCAAGUGACGCCAGGACCCAGGACC